This is a messenger RNA of Musa acuminata subsp. malaccensis (wild Malaysian banana), 1271 nucleotides long. RefSeq lists its product as uncharacterized. NCBI's taxonomy places the organism in Eukaryota, Viridiplantae, Streptophyta, Magnoliopsida, Zingiberales, Musaceae. The record is from RefSeq and is a predicted model, not a curated record.
GCACGCCGGGGAUAACUAGGUCGGCUCCUAGGAAUAGGCUAAUCCCUCAACACCGAUAGAGCAGACCGGGGUUCGCCAACUCCCAGCCGUCGGCCGAGGCGAUGUCUUCCCUUCUCUCCCCGCUCCGCCUUCCCCUGCCACCUCCUCGUCCUUCCUCAUCGAGCCCAGCCGCUCCGAAGCCAAAUGUCUACGCCGCUUUUCGCAUAUCCACGGUCCAACGGCCAAUUCUAUCCCUGCCUCCGACAACAGGAAGUUGCGGCUUUUCCAAGUCCCGUGGCGGGAGAUGCGUCGUUCCGCUUGCGAUGAGUGCAGCAGCUUCUGGGGAUUCUGAUGGUUCGACGAGAUUAAGUAUGGAUGCCAUCCGUAAGCUGUUCGAUGGAUUUCCUCAACCAGUUAAGAGCUUUCCCUGGAUGAGAGUGCUAUGGAGCUUUCAGAACAUCAUCUGUGAGCUUGUCUGGGCGGUUGCCAAGUAUCUCAGUGUGCCUCUUCUAGCCGUCACUUCCCUCAGCGAGAUGUCAUACUGCGCCCAUGAGAGAAAGAUGGGUGUGAUACCGAUUCCGGUCGUCGUUGGGUUUGCAGUUGCUGGGUGCCUUAAGGAUGCUGCCGAGCAGUUUUCGUCAGAUCUCAAGGAAGGAGGGCUUCCCUGGCAUUUGCUUCUGAUUGCGAGCUUCUUCGCAUUGCUCAAAUUGCCCGGCCCGUCUUAUCCAUACUGGGGGCGGUUAUUAAUUCCUCACCUUGCUAAUGGUGGUCUUGGGAGGACUAUUUGGCUAAUAUUUAUGUGGUACAGAAGGCCUAAUGCGGUACCAGGAGCUUCUUAAUAAAGUGGUUGUUUAUUUGGCUCAUCUUUGUCCGGUUUAAAGAACAGCAUCAUGAAGAAUUUCUAAACCAGCUAGUCUAUGAAAAGUCCUAUGGUUUAUCGAUGAGCAGAAGACAGCGAGAAGGAAAUUUGAAAGGAAAGAAGAGAAAGAAGGAAGGAUUUCUUUCGUAAAAUAUAAGAUCUUCCUCUUUUUUUUGCAUAGUUUCUUCUGAUGAUCAAAACCUAGCGCACCAUUGGCAGAUACAAUCAGGUUAACCAUCUACGCGCAGCACCAACAGCAAAAGUCUGUCAACAGUCCUCUAAAGGUUUGUAGUCACUAAACCUCAACUAAGUGCUUUAGAACCCAACACACUGAAGAAUGACAAGAUGUUCAAAUGAUGCCGUGGGAUUCCCUGUUGUUUGGCAAUCACCCAUGUUAUGUUCAAUUAGACUAAAAACAUGUUAUGUUCUGUGA